UGUGAGGUUGUGUAAGGUGGAAUCCGCGGUAUAUAAACUGAAUUUACAGCUGAAUUUACAGCAGCUGCAGACUCAACCUGCUGUUUAAACAACCCGGUAAAGAUGUGGGUCUUCUGGACGUUUCUCCUCUAUCUAAGUCUCUCCGGAGUUCACUCCAUGUUCUCCGUGGUCACAGAUUCGGUUCUUCCUCCUCACGCUCUUCACAACCCCACUCAGAGGAAUUAUGGGAUGGCAGUGACGGAUGUGGAUGGCGAUGGGGAUCUGGAGGUGGUGGUGGCAGGGUACAGCGGCUCGAACCUGAUUCUGAAGUAUGAUCGUGAUCAGAAGAGGCUGGUAAAUAUCGCAGUGAAUGAUCGUAACUCUCCGUACUACAACCUGCGGGACCCGGAGGGGAACGCUAUCGGAGUGACGGCGUGUGACGUGGACGGAGACGGACGAGAGGAGAUCUACUUCCUCAACACCAACAACGCUUUCUCAGGUCAGGCCUCGUACUCCGAUAAGCUGUUUAAGUUCCGUAACGGCCGAUUCGAGGAUCUGCUGAGUGAUGACAUCAACGUGCGGAGGGGAGUGGCCAAGCGCAUGGCAGGACGCUCUGUAGCCUGUGUGGAUAGAAAGGGAACUGGGCGGUACUCUAUCUACGUGUCGAAUUACGCUCGGGGAAACGUGGGGGCUCACGCGCUGAUCGAGAUGGAUGAAUCUGCCAGUGAUGUUACUAAAGGCAUCAUCGCUCUGUCUGACGUCGCCUCUCAGGCCAGAGUCAACAAGUACACAGGUGGGCGUGGCGUAGUGGUUGGUCCAAUUCUUAACGACGCUCGCUCUGAUAUCUUCUGCGACAAUGAAAACGGACCUAACUUCCUGUUCCGUAACAACGGUGAUGGCACCUUCACCGACAUGGCAGCUCAAGCAGGUGUGGAGGACAGAUAUCAGCAUGGCAGGGGCGUGGCUCUGGCUGAUUUUAAUGGAGAUGGGAAGAUUGACAUUGUCUAUGGAAACUGGAACGGCCCCCACCGUCUCUACAUGCAGACUGACCAGAAGACCUUUAAGAACAUUGCAACAAAGUCCUUCUCUGUCUCGUCUCCUGUCCGCACUGUCAUCGCUGCCGACUUCGAUAACGACCUGCAGCUGGAGGUUUUCUUCAACAACAUCGCUUACAGAGGAAACGCCCCCAACAAGCUCUUCAGAGUCAUGAGGAGGGAGAGCGCUGAUCCCACCAUCACUGAGCUAAACAUCGGCGACGCCUCAGAGCCUGAGGGCCGGGGAACAGGAGCGACUGUGGUGGAUUUUGAUGGUGAUGGAUAUCUGGAUCUACUGGUUGCUCAUGGGGAGAGCGCCUCCCAGCCCAUCUCUGUCUACAAAGUCAAACAGAGCUCCGGUAAUAACUGGCUGCGGGUGAUGCCUCGCACUCGUUACGGAGCGUUCGCUCGCGGUGCCAAGGUGGUGAUCCACACUAAACAGAGCGGCGUUCACACCCGCAUCAUCGACGGAGGAUCUGGAUACCUGUGUGAGAUGGAACCAGUGGCUCACUUUGGACUAGGAUCUGAUCAGGCCACCAAGAUUGAAGUCUAUUGGCCGGAUGGCCGCUCUCUGACCCGCCCCGUCUCGCCAACUGAUAUGAACACAGUGAUGGAGAUCACAUAUCCUGGAGCUUGAGUGUUUAUCAGUUAUCAGCUCACUCUCUUUACUUUCUCUGUUUUUUUUACGCUUUCGCCAUCAUGCCUUUAAAGUGCAUCAAUAUUAACAAAAAUGCAGACCAGCGCUGUGAAGGGUAGAGUAAAGGGAAAGAACACGAGAAAGAAUGAAAAGUGGCUUUAAAUCCAGUUUUGAAACUCCAGUCAUGUUUGUAUUUAAUUUGCUUUUUUAACUGAUGUUUCUUGAUUCUAUAUAAGCUAACAUGAACUGUCUGUUAACUUCAUUUUCUUAAUAAAAAAUAAAUUAAUAAAGCCUGGGGUAUCUAUUAGAAUUAA
Astyanax mexicanus (Mexican tetra) is the source of this 1964-nucleotide messenger RNA. RefSeq names its product cartilage acidic protein 1a (gene crtac1a). The coding region runs from base 103 to 1650 and encodes 515 amino acids. NCBI's taxonomy places the organism in Eukaryota, Metazoa, Chordata, Actinopteri, Characiformes, Acestrorhamphidae. The record is from RefSeq and is a predicted model, not a curated record. The transcript is spliced from 12 exons. Gene Ontology annotation, biological process: axonal fasciculation.